AGUCAACAAAAAUGUGUGUUUAUGUGUUUGUGUGUUGGUUGGAUUCAGAGCAAUCAAAUGUCAUGAUAAAGAUGGCGCCAGGUUUGGGUCCAGCUUCCCAUAGAGUCCCUGUUUAUCUGAAUCAUUACCACAUGCCCUUCACAUGUGGUCAGAGCAGCUCGUUGAGAAUUGUUAACUUCCACCCGAGGGGACUUCACUGUCAGCCCGGGCCAGACCGCCAGGCAGGCUCCAUCAGCUGCACCGCAUCCAUUACCGCUGGUCUCUGCAAACUGCCUCAAGCAACAAACAACCAAUGGCGCCUUUUGAGAAAUCCAUGGAGAUGAUGCCCUUCAAGCAGAGAAAAUGCCUCAAAACAAGAAAAGAUGAAGUGUGCAGCAUUCGGUCUAAAUUCCCCAACAAAUUGCCCGUAAUUGUUGAACGUUACAUCCGUGAAAAGACUCUUCCCCUGUUGGACAAAACAAAGUUCCUGGUUCCCUCCGAGCUCACUUUGGGUCAGUUCCUCUGCCUGCUCAGGAAUAAGAUUGCCUUGGACUCCACCCAGGCUCUGUUCCUCUUCAUAGCAGAGAAGAGCAUGUCCUGCAUGUCCUCCAGCAUGGGGGAGGUUUAUUCCCACCACAGUGACACUGACGGCUUCCUCUACAUCACCUAUGCCUCGCAGGAGAUGUUCGGAGCACCUCAAGCAGCAGCCAGGCCACCCUGCUGAGCCUGAAGCAGAUGAAAUGAACUUAACCCAGACCGAUGGUGGUGGCACCAACUGGAAAACAAGGACAAACUGAGCCAAGCUGAGUUUUUUGACCAGUUUUUUUGCCCCAAACUGUAUACCAGCCUACCUCAUGAACCUUUCUGGACAUUUAAACACAGCAAAUCCCUCCCCCUUGUCCCAAAUAAAAGCUUCAAUGCAAAAACUUUCACUUUGCUGUAAUGCCAGUUCACUGUAAAACCACCACAACCUUCUGCACGCUACACAAACAGGGUCAAUGUCUUGCUGGUAAUCAGAAUCCUUUUUUAGCACUUAUCUCCCCAUCCUCAUCUCCUUUCUUUGAAUGCCCCUUCAUCCCCGCCUUCCCUUCAGAAUGUGAAUCUGUGGUCCGGACUCUCGAGGCACUCGGUGAAAACAUGAAUGUCAGUUUAAUGCUGCUCUGAUUUGUUCUGCAUCCAGCUGUCAUGUGUAUCAAAAAAAUAAAUUCUCCUUCCUUUUAA
Micropterus salmoides (largemouth bass) is the source of this 1200-nucleotide messenger RNA. It is a transcript of the gene map1lc3cl, whose product is annotated as microtubule-associated protein 1 light chain 3 gamma, like. The record is from RefSeq and is a predicted model, not a curated record. Gene Ontology annotation, molecular function: ubiquitin protein ligase binding. Gene Ontology annotation, cellular component: autophagosome; autophagosome membrane; cytosol. The transcript is spliced from 5 exons. Bases 293 to 703 code for a protein of 136 amino acids. NCBI's taxonomy places the organism in Eukaryota, Metazoa, Chordata, Actinopteri, Centrarchiformes, Centrarchidae. Gene Ontology annotation, biological process: autophagy of mitochondrion; autophagosome assembly; cellular response to nitrogen starvation.